AGCGAGCCCAACCAGCAACCGGCUACUACCCGGCCCGACUCCCCAAUGCAGCUCGGCAUGCCGAAACUUCCUUGUUCCUUCCUUUCCCAUCCACAUCCAUGCAUACAUACACAAUGGGGUAUAUUCGGAACAAUACCAAACAAAAACUUAACUAACUUAAGACACCGAAUUAUCUUGAUUAUAUCAUUUGCUCUUCUAUUUCUCCGAGAACAUUCUGAACUCUAUUUUCCCGCACACUGUCUUUUUUACCUUCUUCGCUGGCUCACCGUUUUUCACAUGGCCCCAUCAUAUGUACGUGUUCACUUUUUUGACCGCAUAUAACAUAUGUACACUAAUUAUGUGGGUUGGUGGGUGAAUCUAGACUUGGCUAUUCUUGUUGUAAGCUGAUUGUCUAGACUCGGAGAAUUAGUUGACUUGUUAUCCUGUUUUCUGUCUUCUUUUCUUGCUACUUGAUAGUUUAGUUACGUUGCAGUAGUAUGCCUCGG
Messenger RNA from Aspergillus neoniger CBS 115656, 485 nucleotides. RefSeq lists its product as uncharacterized. The transcript has a single exon. NCBI's taxonomy places the organism in Eukaryota, Fungi, Ascomycota, Eurotiomycetes, Eurotiales, Aspergillaceae. The record is from RefSeq and is a predicted model, not a curated record. Bases 46 to 321 code for a protein of 91 amino acids.